Heterobasidion irregulare TC 32-1 is the source of this 2232-nucleotide messenger RNA. RefSeq lists its product as uncharacterized. NCBI's taxonomy places the organism in Eukaryota, Fungi, Basidiomycota, Agaricomycetes, Russulales, Bondarzewiaceae. The record is from RefSeq and is a predicted model, not a curated record. Gene Ontology annotation, cellular component: brush border membrane. The annotation marks the transcript as partial. Gene Ontology annotation, biological process: transmembrane transport. Gene Ontology annotation, molecular function: transmembrane transporter activity. The transcript has 13 exons.
GCGCUGCUCGGGGAGUUUUUGACCGCGAACGUAUCCAUGCCUUUCCUGCUGUUCAUGGUUAAAGGUUUCGGAGAGCUGAAGGACGAGGCGGACGUGGGAUUCUGGACAGGGAUACUAGUCGCCAGCUUCUUCCUCACGCAAUUCCUAACUUCGCUUCUCUGGGCGACGGUCGCGGACAGACACGGCCAGCGCCUCGUGCUCUUCAUCUCCCUCCUGGGGAGCUCGCUCACAUGCUGCGUCUUUGGCUCGGCGACGACGCUCAAGCAGGCCAUCGCGAUCCGUUUGAUGCAGGGGAUCUUUGCCGGCGCCAUUGGUGUCGCCCGUGGAUGCGUCACUGUGAUCACCGAUCCUAGCAAUGAGGGGCGCGCUUAUGCUAUCUUGGGCUUUUGUUGGGGCUUUGGCGGUGUUGCGGGUGCCAUCGUAGGCGGAACAUUCGAAUCGCCAGCGAAAAAGUGGCCUGGAGUGUUCGACUCGGUUCCUAUUUUCGUGACAUACCCGUAUCUACUGCCGUGUGCUAUGGCCGCGUCUGUGACGUUGAUCGGCUGUUUGCUCUCACUCUUUCUGGGACCCGAUGCAGGUCCACGCGACGGUGCGAUUCGUCUCUCGCCCGAGAAAGUCGACGAACACCCGACAAUUCCAGAAGAGGCCUCCCUGCCUCCCAGUCCUUCCCAAUCGCCCAAACAGGGUUUCUAUAGAAACCUUCGCCGGAAGGUAUCCAGCCGCCUUUCGGGAUACUUCGCGAAUCGCGUGCACGACGCGUACGCUCCCGACGCCUCCCCGCCGCCUGCUAUGCCGCUUUCGACCUCGGUCCCUGGCCGCCGGUUUUCGCGCAUGAGCCGCGCGAACGGGUCGGCGUACGGCUAUGGCGGGGGCACUGCGCGCGUGCGGAGCCGUCUCGCGAGCGGCGCGACGAUGCGGAGGGCGAGCGCGUCGAGCUCGGUGCGCAGGCGCGGGAGCGCCGGGCCGGAUGGCUUGCCCCGGUCGUUCGGAGACGCGGGCGAGCUGAAUUUCGCGCAGCGGCUGCUCAUGGCGAACGAGAACGCGGUGACGAAUAUCGCGGAUCUGUGGGUCGCGUCUGCGAUGAACGUGGAUAACGAGGAGGUCUUUGAGAGCGACACCGAGCUGGAGAGUGCGGGCGACGACGACGGCGCUGUGUUUGAUAUGGAAGAUGAAGAGGAAGAGGAUGAAGAGGAGGAUGUUCUGGAUACCCCUACGCGGCGUGGACGGCUCUCGAAGCCGUCCAUACUAUCUGCUCAUCAGCCCUCUUUCGCGGGCCGUCGGCUUUCGCAGGCUCCGAGGACCUUUGGCUCGCCCAGGCGUCCGUCGGCGUCGACGUCAUACCGCCCGCAGUCGUCCACGAACCCCCGCAUGCCCUCCUUUGGACAAGGCCCCCACGAGCGUCGCUUCUCCACCGUGCCGUCUAUUUUUGCGCACCCCGGAGUCAAGUCUCCAUCCGCUGUCCUCGACGCGCAGAGGCUGCUGUCUCAGCCCGACGACGUGGACAGAAACGCAUUGAACAGCAUGCUUGAGCGGCGCGGCGCGGCGGUUCCGGCUGAGGGCGACCUUGUGGAGGAGCCGUCGCCGCCUCUGUUUUCGCAGCUGCCGAUCUUGAUCAUCACGCAGUAUGGGCUUCUGGCGCUGCAUUCGACGACCCACGACAUGGUGUUUUUGUCGUACCUUGUUUCAAAGUACGAAUCGGGCGGUCUGAAUCUGAACGCCGGACACUUCUCACAAUUGAGCAUGUCAUUUGUCUUGAGCGCUGUCGCGUCUGCCCUCAUGUGCCUCGCACAGAUCAUGUACCAGUUCUAUCUCUAUCCCCCUCCUAGAGGACGCUUCUCUCAUUUAGCGAUGUUCCGCCUGGGCUCGCUGUUGUUUAUCCCUGCUUAUAUCACUGUGACCCUGUAUCGCACCUUCGCGAGUGCUGAAGACGACGGAAAUUUCAUGCUCAUGACCGCGUUGGCCGUCAGCACUGCUGUGAGAUAUUGCGGCAAUACAUUUGCGUACACCUCCGUCUCGAUUCUCCUCAAUUACAUGUCUCCCCCGCCCGUGGUAAGUUUAGCAAAUGGCGUGGCGCAGAGCAUCGUCAGUCUUGCUCGUUGCUUCGGUCCUAUCCUAGGCGGUUGGCUCUGGUCCGUCUCUGUCGAAGGGAACCCUUCAGGAUACUAUCUCGGUUUCUUCGCCUGUGCCGCGUUCUGUGCCCUCGCAGUGCUUCACAGCUUGCUCAUCCGAUGA